UGAAAUUUAUCGAUUCGCUGCAAAAUUUUGAUGUUUUGGGUUAAGCAGUGAAGUUUGCGAAAAUGGCGUCUUCAGUUUUUCUAUCCAGUUUCUCGUCAUCGUCUUCUUUGCAACUUUCUUCUUCCUUUAACGGCGACAACUUAGCGCCGUCGAGGUGCUUUAUCGGAGCUCCGGUCACUUCCUCUUCUUUAUCAAUCUCCGGUAAGAAGAACUCAUAUUCUCCGAGAAAAUUCUACAUUUCUGCUAAGAAAGUUUCUGGGUUAGAGGAAGCCAUUAGAAUCAGAAAAAUGAGAGAGCUUGAAACUAAAUCAAAAGUUAGGAGAAAUCCACCAUUAAGAAGAGGAAGAGUAUCGCCUCGUCUUCUUGUACCUGAUCACAUUCCAAGGCCUCCAUAUGUUGAGUCUGGUGUAUUACCUGAUAUAUCAAGUGAGUUUCAGAUUCCUGGUCCUGAAGGCAUUGCGAAAAUGAGAGCUGCUUGCGAGCUCGCUGCUCGGGUUUUAAACUAUGCUGGAACUUUGGUUAGGCCAUCUGUUACGACCAAUGAAAUCGACAAAGCUGUGCAUGAUAUGAUUAUUGAAGCUGGUGCUUAUCCUUCUCCUCUUGGAUAUGGUGGAUUUCCUAAAAGUGUGUGUACAUCAGUUAAUGAGUGUAUGUGUCACGGAAUACCGGAUUCUCGCCAGCUACAGAGCGGGGAUAUAAUAAACAUCGAUGUCACGGUUUACUUGGAUGGUUACCAUGGAGAUACAUCGAAAACUUUCUUUUGCGGAGAAGUUGACGAAGGUUUCAAACGACUUGUGAAGGUUACGGAAGAAUGCUUGGAGAAAGGUAUUGCCGUUUGUAAAGAUGGAGCAAGCUUCAAGAAAAUCGGGAAAAGAAUCAGUGAGCAUGCGGAAAAGUAUGGCUACAACGUUGUGGAGCGGUUUGUUGGGCAUGGUGUUGGACCAAUAUUCCACUCCGAACCCCUUAUUUAUCAUUACCGAAAUGAUGAGCCUGGACUUAUGGUUGAGGGACAAACUUUCACAAUUGAACCGAUUCUGACGAUUGGAACCACGGAAUGUGUAACAUGGCCAGACAACUGGACUACUCUGACAGCAGAUGGUGGCGUCGCUGCGCAGUUUGAGCAUACCAUUCUGAUUACUAGAACUGGUUCAGAGAUUCUUACCAAAUGCUGAACUUAUUCACAUUGAUCAUUUCCAUUUCACCUUAAUUUUAAUUGCUGCUCCUUUAAGGUCCAUAGUAUAAAUUCAUUAUCUUUGAGACCAUAGUCUUAACAAUUUGUGUUAGUGCCAUCGGUUAAGAUCUCAAGAUUAGUUUGCUAUUUAAAAUUUCCCCA
Molecule: messenger RNA, 1333 nt
Organism: Arabidopsis lyrata subsp. lyrata
Lineage: Eukaryota; Viridiplantae; Streptophyta; Magnoliopsida; Brassicales; Brassicaceae
Product: methionine aminopeptidase 1B, chloroplastic
Exons: 10
Coding region: 63-1172 (369 amino acids)
Biological process (GO): proteolysis
Molecular function (GO): metalloaminopeptidase activity
Source: RefSeq, a predicted model, not a curated record